GUUGUGACAGUUGGAGCUCAGCUAUCAGGCGCCACGCCUCCCAAGACCCAUUAGGUAAAAACUAUCGUCUACUACCAGGAGAGGAGACCAAGAAGACCACAGGACUGCACAACAAAAGUGACUAAAGAGGCUGUCAAUAAGACCUCAUGAUGGCGCAAAGGACGCUCCAUCAAAGUGGGCAAGAUGGCAGGUCAGUUCUGGGCAUGGUAGCAGUGCAGGUGGAGAGGGACCCCAAGACGGGUAUCACCGUAGUCCGGUCGGUGGCCCCCAUGUCUACAGAGACCGGAGCGCCACUGGCCAAGACUAUCUUUGACGACGGCAGGAAAAGCAUCCAUGCAGUUGCCGGGCCAGGCUGUCCACCCUCGACGGAAGAGCUUGGACAGAUUUUAAGUGCUGUGGAUGGGGUCGGAAUGAGAGUGAUGCUAGAUGAGGUCACAGUCUCCCCAAAGAAAGCAGAAUCUCAACGGGUUACGGCAGAUGCCUUUAGAACUCCGGUCGGAGAAACACAGUGUGUAAUUUCUAAAGACCGUGAGAGUACCGGAAUAGAGGACGUCAACGCCACGGUGGUUCCAGACACAACGGUAAAGGAGCUGAACAUGGAGGAUCGGGAUCUGGAGGAAAGCCCGAUCACCCUUGUGUUCCUGGGCUACACCAGCGAGAGCCAGCAAGAGCCGGACAUGCUCACUGCAGAGCGAGUGCUGAUCACUGAGGACGGGGACGAACAGGUCCUGGGACUGCAGUCCGAGCAAGAGGCGGGAAAAGGGAGUGACAUGCGGCAGAACAUUCCCCCGAAGGAAAACGAUCCAACGGCUCGAGUCCAGGAAGAUAAUGGUGACAAGUCAUCUCCAACCAAAACGAAGGAGGGAAAAGCCCCGUCGAAGCGCAAGACUUGUCAGUGUUGCUCAGUCAUGUAG
This is a messenger RNA of Nerophis lumbriciformis (worm pipefish), 914 nucleotides long. RefSeq lists its product as uncharacterized. The record is from RefSeq and is a predicted model, not a curated record. Gene Ontology annotation, biological process: regulation of cell shape. NCBI's taxonomy places the organism in Eukaryota, Metazoa, Chordata, Actinopteri, Syngnathiformes, Syngnathidae. Gene Ontology annotation, cellular component: membrane.